Molecule: messenger RNA, 11596 nt
Organism: Cheilinus undulatus (humphead wrasse)
Lineage: Eukaryota; Metazoa; Chordata; Actinopteri; Labriformes; Labridae
Gene: ash1l
Product: ash1 (absent, small, or homeotic)-like (Drosophila)
Exons: 27
Coding region: 425-9274 (2949 amino acids)
Cellular component (GO): nucleus
Molecular function (GO): DNA binding; protein binding; histone methyltransferase activity
Source: RefSeq, a predicted model, not a curated record
AGUAGCGAUACGGGCUGAGCAGACAUGGAGGCCCGAUUAACGAGAGAGGCCCGUGCUGACACAUCCAGGCCCAGCUAACGGCGUGUGGGAGCGGAUUUCGGAGCAUCCCGGGAAAUAUUACGGAUAUCACUUGCUCGCUUGGAAGAUAUAAAAUGUGGCCACCACGUUGAAACGCACGAAUGGAGGACACAGCCAAAUAAUGUGAACACCGUUUCUGGACAGUUACAGAGUUGAAGGACGGAGAAAGAGGGCUGGACAGCCGAGGAAGGGAAAGAAGCCAUCCAAACACAAGGAGGGCUUCACCCUCACUGUUAUCCCCCUCCCCCCUUUCCCCCUUCAACCCCAACCCAUCCCCUUAAAAAAACUCUGCCUCUUAUCCACAACAUCACCUGCCCAGUAAACCAGCGCACUUCCUCAAUUCCAGAUGGAUCCGAAGAGCCAGGGAGGGACGGCAACUCCACCCCCUCCUCUCUCAGGUGCCCAGACAGGGGAUAGAGAGAAGGAGGGAGGUGGGGGAAAGAAAGAGGAAGAGGAUGAUAAGAAGAGGGAUAGAGAGAAGGAAGGAGCUGUUGCUGCCUCUGCAGGUGCUGGAGCAGCAGGAGCAAGUGGGCAAGGAGGGGCAGGAGGUGACCAGUCCCACUUCUCCAUCAAAGAGAGCAGCCUGUCUGAGGGUAAUGUCAAGCUUAAGAUUGGACUUCAAGCAAAACGCAUGAAGAAACCCCCGAAGAUCUUGGAGAAUUAUGUGUGCCGACCGGCCUUCAGGGCCACAGUAAGGCACACAGGGCGUGGAGGAGGUGGCGCCCGUGGAAACCGGGCAGCUGCUACAGGUGAUGGGCUGGGCAGUCAGAGCCAGAGUCCAUCACAGGGCAAGGAAAAGGAGAGGGAGAAGAGUCCCAGUGUCAGCAAACCAGCCCCACCAUCUUCAUCAUCAACCCCCUCUGCUAAAGCUCCUACACCACCUCCUCCUGCUCCUCCUACUAGCACUACGACCACAACAUCACAAGUGAAUGGGAGCACGCCAUCAAAAAGGGGUCAACCAAAGACGGAUAGCAAGUCUGAUGCAAAACCAGACACAAAGGCAUCCACAAACACAUCUGAAAAGCCCCUUAACCUUCACCGCCCUCCACCAGACAGCAAAACACAUCCUUCUGGGAAGAAAACGCCAACUUCUCAACACAAUCCCCGGACAUCUUCUCCAACGCUACCUGCAUCAAAGGAACCCAGCUUUGACAGUGUGAAACCUCCUCAAUACACCUACAGCACUGACAGCCAGAGAGACAAGGACAAGGGUGCUCAAACUUGGGGAGCGCCCACCGUCACUGAAAAACUAGCUCAACUCAUAGCAACAUGUCCCCCAUCAAAGACCCCCAAGCCAGCCAAAUCUGCAAAGGCUGACCCUACUCCCUCGCUCCCAAGCUCUGGCUUUAUGGCCCCCACAGCUAAGCAACGAGACAGGGCUAUGGCCAAUAGGAACACAUAUUCAAGAAUGGUACACCUUUCUCCUCCACCUCCAGUUUCACGACCACCUGGUCGGCCCUAUGGUUCUAGGAACAAAGACAGUGUUAUGGAAAAUUCCACCACCUCGACACCACUGAGGAAGGAGGAAACAGAAGGUUCAGGGAAAGCUAGUAGCAGCAGCACUAACAACAUCAGCAACAACGUCAACGUGAACAACAGCAACAGCAGUAGUCGCAGCAGCAGCCCUGCACUCACCUUUGGCAAUAACCGGCAGUCAGCUAUGUCAAAGGACAGCAGCAAUGACAACAGCAAGAGUAGCAUUUCUAAGACGCAGUCACGUACAGCUCACUGCCCGCCCCAUACCUCAUCUUCAUCGUCUUGUCCCAUUUCAUCCUCUUCCACCACUUCAGCUGAGCAGAAGACAGUGAGUGCAGUGACUCGCCUGGGCUCCCCUGUUCCCUCACAAGGACAUCAUGCACAAGAGAGUCCUGCCUUGGCCGAGGAAAGCAGUGCAAGUGAGGUGGAGCAGGACAGGGACAAUCCCAGAGACUUAACCAAGUCCCCCCCUCCAAUAGGAACAGGAAAGUCUGAGGGAAAAGACAAGGGGGUUGGUAAUCAGUCACUGCGAGGUGAGAGGGGGAAAAGCUGUAGUCCGAGUAAGCGCAGUCCCAACCUAGAUGUUAAUCACUCUGGUCGGACUAGCAGUACCCCUGAACCUGUAAGACAAAGGGUCUCUUCUCCAGAGCCUGAUGGUGAAGAAGGUCCACAAACACCUUUAAGAGAUGAUUCUCCAGAUUCAUCUGUGGACUCCGCUGAAGAGCAGGACAGCAAACCCCUUAAAAAACGCAGGGGAAGGAAACCCCGCUGGUCCCGUGCUAUGAACAAGGCACAGAGUCAAAGAGCAGAUGAAGACAGUCCCUUUGACCAGAGCAAUACCAUCUUGCCUUUAUCUUCAAGUGGGGAAUCCCAGUCACCACCAGUUAAAAGACCAGUGGGCAGGCCUCCAAAUCCAAAUAAGGUCAAACCAAAUCCUGUGCCACAAAGUGCAGCAUCACAGCUCUUUCCACCCCAGUCCAGGAAACGGGGAAGGCCAAAGUCUAAAAUGCCAACACUUGAUGCCCCAGCCCGUGGGUGCCUUCCUAAUAAGCUAGCCCCUUCCAAGGUCUUUUCAUCUUUGAUGAAGUCCAAAGAAGAGCAGGACCCCCCUGUUCUUCACCCAGAGGUGGACCUUGAUCCUCCUAAACCUAUGCCUAGAAAGCGAGGUCGCCCUAAGCGCCUUCCUCCUACCUUGCCCCAGGAGGGUCAGCCUCCCACAUUGGCUCCAGAGUCUGGAGAAAUGGGAGAUAAACGAUUCCGCAACAAAGGAAAUGGGCAGCUCAUCAUGAAAACUAUUAUAGGCAAGAUUAAUAAGAUGAAGAGUGUAAAACGGAAGCGUAUUCUCAGCCAAAUAUUGUUAGGUCCAGGAACAGAGGAGACCCCUAAAAGUACCACCAGUGGAGCAGUUGCCUCUGCAGAAACUGCAACCCAAUCAUUAUCAUCCCUGGCUGCCUCUUUUGGGGGGAAACUAGGGCCACAAAUAAACGUCAGCAAAAAGGGCACAAUAUAUAUGGGCAAGAGGAGAGGACGCAAACCAAAAACAACGACAAAUGCUUCAACACCACCACAAGACCCCUUCCUGUCCCCAAAUACCACCUCUCCCCUCCAUCAUCAAUUACAGUCUCAGCAACAGCACCAGCUCUCCUCCUCAGAAGUCUUUCCCUCCCCCUCCCUCUCACAGUCUAGUGGAGGGCACAGUCCUAUCAGUGAUGCCAGCUUUGUGGAGCCUGGGUCUGUGCACUUUGCAGGUCACUCUCACUAUUCUAACCCCCACCAUAGCCACAACACUUUCUCUUUCCCUCCCCCAACCUUUUCUGCCCCUAAUCCUCGCAACCAAGGGCUAGGCUCAACAACGCUGGCCUCAGCUUCUUCCCAGAAAAAGUCAUCUUGCCGUGGAUACCAUCAUCAUCACCACCAUUACAGGCAGCACUACCACUAUCAUAAGCUUUCCCCUCCCAGGCCGCUCCAUCCCACUUCCCCUGCCCCUCUCAGCGAGCUAAAAGAAGCAACUCCAUCACCAGUAAGUGAGUCACACAGUGAGGAGACAGUGCCCAGCGACAGUGGUAUAGGAACGGACAAUAACAGCACCUCUGAUCGGGGUGAGAAAGCAGGAGGGGCUGGUGGAUUGGGUGCAAUCGGGAUGCCACACGGGAUGGGCAGUGGAUUAUUAAUGCCAGGGGUCAUGGGUUCAACCCUGGGUCCAGGAGUGGGCCUUAAUUCCAGAGGCAGGCGGAGACACUCGGCUGUGCUUAUGGAACAUCCCUCUCCCUCUCCAUCACCCCACGGGACACGAUCAUCACCUGAUCCCCGGAGACCUCACCCAGCUGCCCCCACCUCCUCCUUAAUAGGACACAAGGAGAAACAUAAGCACAAGUGUAAACGCCGCAGCCAUGGGUGCCCUGGCUAUGACAAACUAAAGAGACAAAAAAGGAAACGCAAGAAGAAGUAUUUGCAGCUGCGCUCCAGGCGGCUUGACCCAGACUUCCUUGCAGAGCUGGAUGAGAUUGUUGUGAGACUGAGUGAAAUACGGAUAGCACACCGUACUACAGGGCACCGGCUUGGCAGUGGAUUAGGUUUAGGGGCAGGUACAAGUAGAGUACCAGGGGUUGCAAGCAGGGCCAGUAGUCUAGGGGGCCCUCCUCCACAUCAUUAUAUACACAGGGAUCUCCUUCCUACCAUCUUCAGGGUUAAUUUUGGCAGCUUCUACUCUCAUCCUGCUUACUCCUGUGACCCCUUGCACUAUGUUCGUAAACCAGACAUGAAGAAGAAACGGGGGAGGCCUCCCAAACUGAGGGAGUCCAUGUCUGAGGUUCCUUUUGUACCUGGACUUGGAUUCCCACUCUCAAGUGGAGGUUUCUACCACCCAUCCUACAGUGUACCUUACUCCUCAGGGCCCUUGGGGUUGGGCUAUUAUAGAGGAUUUCCUCCAACAAGUGCCCUGUAUCCCCACCCACACCACCAGUCGCCCCACACAGCCCCAUCCCACCACUCCCACCACUCACCCUCUUUCCCCCCUCCUCCCCCGACAUCUUACAUGCACCAUCACCAUCCUUCACAUCUCCUGCUGAACCCUUCAAAAUUUCAUAAGAAAAAACAUAAGCUGCUCAGGCAGGAGUAUCUGGGGGCAGGAAGGUCCCCUGUCCUGUUCCCUCCCAUGUCAUCUGAGCUCUCCUUCAGCUGGCACCACAAACACAAACACAGACACAAACACAGAGAGCGCUGUGCCGAGGAAGACAGGGAGGAAGCAGUUAGAGGAGGAUCAGGGAGUCGGCCUGGUGCAGGGAUAUCAGACAGCGGAGCAACAGGGAAAGGAGAGAGAGUCGGCAGUUUAGGAAUGGCAGAGUCUGUACAAAGAUGCAGAUUUGGACGGGACAGCUCCAGCACCAGUGCCAGCAAGCAACCUACUACUACAUCCGCCAACUCUCCUUCUUCUUCCUCAUCUUCAUCUGCAGAAAGAUACAAGCGCAAAGAUAACUCCAUGUCCUGCCUAGGCCCCUCCAGGCUUGCACUGGGCAGCAGCUCAAAAGGCCACCACCCACUAGAGUCCUGGUUCAGGAUGGGCAGCUCUAAGGCAGACUACUCUAAGCUUUCAAGGGGUCAUGUUGCACCUGGGCAGGGUCCGUUCUCAGAUGGACGCACUGAGGACCCAGCAGGCUGCUCAGACAGUGAGGAUGAGGAGCCCCUCACACCCACGGACGAUGUAGAGCCUGAAGCACAUGAUUCUCCAAAUCCUACAAAUCUCUUUGCCUCUGCUCUCACCCGCACUACGAUGAAGGGGGGCAGGAGCAGAAAGAUGGAGGUGGUUGCAGAGAGUUCCAGCUUCUCCCGCAUAGACCGGCCAUCGAGAAAGGACCAUUCAACAUCAGCAGAAAGGAGAGAGUUAGGGUCAUCAGGUAUCCAGACAAGAGGUGUUGCACUCUCGACCUCUGAUGGGCCAGACGGAUCCCUGCACCAUCGACAGCAGCACCAUCACCAACCUUCUCUGUUUCACUCCCAUGGCUCUGCCCCUUCCUGCCUCUCCCCCUCACAGGACUGUUGCCUAGAUGCCUCCCUGUCCCAUCACUCCCACCGGGCACAGCCCUCCAAACACAGCCUGCACCACGUCAACAAAAUCUUGAGGGCAAAGAAGCUGCAGAGGCAGGCUCGCACAGGAAACAACAUGGUGAAAAAGAGGGGCCCAGGACGCCCAAGGAAACACCCCUUACCUUCACCGCCACCAUCUCCACCACCAGUUGAGCUGAAUCAAACCCGGCAUAAGGACAGAGCAGGGGAGAGGCCAGCAGGGGGCAGAGGCUGGGAGGGAGACACUGUGACGGAUGCUAUAGAGUCGGUAGUUCAGGGCCAGCAAAGAAAAGGCCAGAAGAGGAAGCACUGGGAGAGAGAUGGGGAAGAAGAAGAAGAGGAUGAGGAAGAGGACGGGGAGGUAGAGGAGGCUGAGGAGAGAUUGCUUGACAGAGAGGAGAACCUUGGCAACCUGGUGGCAAGGUCCAAAACUGGAACAGGAAGAAUCUGGCUAACCCAGGAUGAGCUUCAGCAAUUUCAUGGCCCAAUGGAGAGCAAACCAGAUGGCCAACGCACCCCGGAACUCCCAGGCACUGCCUCCAGGGAACAAGCUCCACCCAUGCCCUUAACCAGCCAACGGGAGAAGAGACCAGCCAGGCCUCCAAAGAAGAAGUUUCAGAAGGCAGGACUUUACUCCGAUGUGUACAAGACUGAAGACCCCCGGAGCCAGCUUCUGCAACUCAAAAAAGAGAAACUUGAAUACAUACCAGGGGAGCAUGAGUAUGGAUUGUUUCCAGCACCUAUACAUGUCGGGAAAUACCUAAGACAGAAGCGCAUUGAUUUCCAGUUGCCUUACGACAUCUUAUGGCUGUGGAAACACGAUCAGCUUUACAAGAGGCCUGAUGUCCCCCUUUAUAAAAAGAUCAGAUCGAAUGUCUAUGUGGACGUGAAGCCUCUCUCUGGUUAUGAAACAACUACAUGCAACUGUAGAACUCCCGAGGACAAGACUGAAAAAGCCUGCCUGGAUGAUUGUCUGAAUAGAAUGAGUUUUGCCGAGUGCUCUCCCAGCACCUGCCCAUGCGGUGAGCAGUGUGACAACCAGCACAUCCAGAGACACGAGUGGGUCCAGUGCCUGGAGCGAUUUCGCACUGAAGGCAAGGGCUGGGGUAUCCGCACCAAGGAAUCACUGCGCAAUGGUCAGUUCAUCAUCGAGUACCUUGGAGAGGUAGUCAGUGAACAGGAGUUCAGGAGCCGUAUGAUGGAGCAGUACUUCUCCCACAGUGGCCACUACUGUCUGAACCUGGAUAGCGGCAUGGUGAUUGACAGCUACCGAAUGGGCAAUGAGGCACGCUUCAUAAACCACAGCUGCGAACCCAACUGUGAGAUGCAGAAGUGGUCAGUGAAUGGGGUGUACAGAAUCGGCCUCUUUGCUCUCAAGGACAUCAGCAGUGGCACUGAGCUCACCUACGACUAUAACUUUCAUUCGUUCAACACAGAGGAGCAGCAAGCAUGUAAGUGUGGCUCUGAGAGCUGUAGGGGGAUCAUUGGAGGAAAGAGCCAGCGUAUUAACGGCCUGCCUGGGAAGACGGGAGGGACUCGGCGGCUCGGUCGACUCAAGGAGAAGAGGAAGUCAAAACAUCAGCUCAAGAAACGAGAAGAGGAGUCGAGUGACAGCAACAAGUUUUACCCUCACCUCAUGAAGCCCAUGUCCAACAGGGAAAGGAACUUUGUGCUGAAGCACCGAGUGUUUCUUCUGAGAAACUGGGAGAAGAUGAGGGAGAAACAGGAGCUGCUGAAGAGGGAGGGCGAGAGAGAAAGGGACACGAGCAGUCUCUCCAUGUACACACGCUGGGGUGGAGUCAUCCGAGACGAUGGCAAUAUUAAAUCAGAUGUGUUCCUGACACAGUUCUCGGCUCUGCAGACGUCACGGUCUGUACGUACACGGAGACUAGCCGCUGCUGAAGAAAACACAGAAGUCACACGCACUGCUCGCCUCGCACAUAUCUUCAAGGAGAUCUGUGACAUGAUCACCAGCUACAAGGAUUCAGCUGGCCAGACACUCGCUGCUCCACUGGUGAACCUCCCAUCAAGGAAGAGGAACAGCCAGUACUAUGAGAAGGUGUCAGACCCUCUGGACCUAAGCACCAUUGAGAAGCAAAUCCUCACCGGCCACUAUAAGACUGUUGAAGCGUUCGAUACUGACAUGCUUAAAGUGUUUCGUAACGCUGAGAAAUAUUACGGCAGGAAAUCAUCGGUAGGCAGGGACGUCUGUAGGCUGCGUAAAGCCUACUACAGUGCUCGUCAUGAAGCCGCUGUCCAGAUUGAUGAAAUUGUUGGUGAAACCGCCAGCGAAGCCGACAGCUCAGACUCACUGGAGCGGGACCACAGCCACCACCACCAUGGAGGAGGGCCCGGCUCUCACGACAAGGACGAUGAUGUCAUCCGAUGCAUCUGUGGAAUGUACAAAGACGAAGGCCUGAUGAUCCAGUGUGAGAAGUGCAUGGUGUGGCAGCACUUUGACUGCAUGCGGCUGGAGACCGAGGUGGAGCACUACCUGUGUGAGCAGUGCGACCCUCGGCCUAUAGACAGGGAAGUUCCCAUGAUCCCCCAGCCUAGCUAUGCCCAGGCUGGCUCUAUCUACUACAUCUGCCUACUCAGAGAUGACCUGCUGCUACACCAAGGUGAUUGUGUUUAUCUAAUGAGAGACAGCAGACGAACACCUGAAGGCCAGCCUAUCAGACAGUCGUAUCGUCUCUUGUCUCAUGUCAACCGGGACAAACUCGACAUCUUCAGAAUAGAGAAACUCUGGAAGAAUGAGAAGGGGGAGAGGUUUGCCUUUGGUCACCACUACUUCCGUCCUCAUGAAACGCAUCACUCUCCAUCACGGCGUUUCUACCAGAAUGAGUUAUUCCGCAUGCCGUUAUACGAGAUCAUCCCACUGGAGGCUGUGGUGGGAACCUGCUGUGUCCUUGAUCUCUAUACUUACUGCAAGGGACGACCGAAGAACGUAAAAGAACAGGAUGUUUACAUCUGUGAUUACCGCUUGGACAAGUCGGCUCACCUGUUCUACAAGAUCCACCGAAACCGCUACCCUGUGUGCACCAAGCCAUAUGCCUUCAACCACUUCCCCAAGCGGCUCACACCCAAAAGGGACUUCUCGCCUCAUUAUGUUCCCGACAACUACAAGAGGAACGGCGGCCGCUCCGCCUGGAAGAGCGAACGACCCAAAGGAAGCUGCGAUGAUGACGGCUCGUCCUGUGAACGGGGUGAUGACUUCCCUGAAGACGGCAGAGGAGUUGAGGACGACAUGGACAUGGCACCUGACGACCCUGAACUCCUUUCAGCCAAGCCCCGAAGAGUUGGUCGAGAAGGAGAUGAGGAUGACGAGGAGGAGGAGGAUGAGGAGGAAGGGCGGGACACUGAGGAGAGAAAGGAGCUGGAGGAGAGUACUACAGAGAGGAUAGGAGAGAUGCUAGAACUCCCAUCAUCCUCUGCCUCCUCGCCGCUGCACCACCCGGUGCUGAGCAGGAGGGAAGCCCAGAGGGAACGGCUUAACAAAAUCCUGCUGGAUCUGCUGCACAGAACGCCCAGCAAGAAUGGUGAGGGACCGGGAACAAAGCAGGGGGCCAUAGAUGUCACGUAUCUCCUGGAGGAGGGUGCAGGACGGCGGCUACGGCGACGGACGCUGGGAUUUGGGGAUUUCGUGGGCAGAAAAUAACAUUGCUGCGUGCCUGUCAAGCACACUGCCUUUUGUCUUUUGUGAGCGAGGGGCGAUAGAGAAAAUGGAGAGACAGCAAGAAGGGAAAACAAGCAUUGCUGGUUGUCUGACCAUUAAGGACCACAAUGCAUCCCUGGGGGCCUCUUCCAGUUUACCUCUUCCAGGACUGUCAUCUCAACUCUGAGAGGGUGGAGGGGGUUUGGAAGCGCUGACUCCAUUGCUAUUUCAGCUUUUAAGAGUUCUCAAGGAGCACUAGAAGAGAGCUGACCCAGACUUUUUGCUUAUUUAAGUAGUAUGAUGCAAAACAUGUUUUUUAAUGAACAUAGGAGAUAUAACCCAUGCACUUAAAUGCAUUGUAUUUACAGACAUGGGCAAGAUGAACCCACUAGCAAGCAACAGAAAUGAAACAAGUGGUACUGAAUAGGGGCAGGGAUGGUUUCAGUUAAAGGGGAUGUGAAUGCUGGAGAACUGCUCCCUCUAGUGGGACCUAGCUGCAAUGACAAAAUAUAAGAGAAGAGCUGCGCCGAGGAAUAUGGCAUAGGAGAAAUGUAAGUUGAGCAGUGUGCUCAGAUGCUGCUCAUUAGAAAGAGAGAAUGAGGGUGGUGAACUGCACUUUUGGUACCAUGGAUAUUGUGAAGCUCUGUGUAAUGUAUCUAUAAUGAAAACACACUAACACUUUCACAGUAUUGGAUGAUGCAGUCUAAAAAAAGGAAGUUAAAAAGUCUAUUAUCUUUUUUUCCUGUUAUACUGUAGUAACUCAUGUAGGAACAGAAAAGGAUUGGGGUGUGUUUGUUUUUAAAGGGAGGGGAGGGAUGAUUAAGUGUGCGCUUUUGUCAGUCAAAGUGUCUCGUUGAGGUUUUAAUUUUUGAUUUCUCGUGAGGCAGUCGGCUUCGCCCCUCUUUUUUGAAGUAACAUGAUUCACCAGCUUAACUAAACCAGGCGUACGGGAGGGAGAGAGGGAGGGACACCGGCUUUAACUGUAACGCCUUACACAGCCGUGCUCUCCUGACUGCCUUGUGUGCGAGUGCGUGCACACACACUUAUCGUGUGUCUGCCAGAUUUCUUGAAGAUAUACCUUUUUAAAACAAAAAUUGAAAAAAAAUUUAAGGGCUCGAUGGCAAUUAACAGUUUUAAGAAAACUAUGGAAACAAUACUUAACAUGAAAUGUAUCGUGAUGGUCAUAUUUUCUUAUAUUCUGUGAGACGGGUUGGGGAGGUGUAUACUGUAUAUCGGGAGGGGAAGGUCACCUUUUUUCUGUCUUAGACUAUGUUCCUCGUUGCCAUGGAGAAUGUUUAAAAAAAAUUGUGAUAUUUGAUGAGAUUUCUUGGUUUUCCCCCUAAAUGUCUCUGCUAAGAAGGGACAGCUUGCAGUGUCCCAGUGUGGUAAACUGACAGAGAAAAGAGACGAGGAUGAGACACUGACAGAGAGAAGAAGCAGGGUGGGGCGGGGGCAGGAAGCUGUACAGUGCCAAGUUCUGUAAAUACACACACUUUACAUUGAGGAGUGUCUCCAAAAGCAAUAUCUUGAAAAAUGGAUUUUGUUUAUUAUUGUACUGUACAGGACUCAGCCCUAAAUGUAUUAUGAUUAUUAUAAUAAUGAUAAUAUUAUUUCUUUCGUUUGUAUUACUAUAAUGAAGACACUUAAGCUCGGAGGAAAAUGAUUUUUUAAUGUCCUUAAAGUCUCACCUUAACUGUCCUGACGACAUAAAAACUUAAGCUGAGUUUUUGUUGCCUAUAAAUGAAAUUCAUCUAUGAACUGCAUGAGCGAGAAGAAUGUCAAAUGGACGCAGAAGGCAUCUGGACAUGACAGUGACUCAGCAACGACACCUUUUGUCACUGAAUAUUGUUAAUAAUAUAACUUUCAAAGGAGAAAUGUACUCCUUGUUUUUUGCUGCAAAGUGUUGAACACUAAAAAAACAAACCAACAUAAAAAUGUUAAGAUAUUUUUAAACAGCGAAAGAAGCAGAAUUAAAGCUGUCAGCCCGAUAUCAUGUUAUUAUUUUUUGUUUUUUCUUUCAAAUAGGAAAUGGUUCCGUUUUGUGAUAGCAGUCAUUGUAUGAUGCUUGUACUUGUAUUUGUGUGUUUUUGUGUGAUUUGUUUAGUUAUUUUUAGACAAUCACAAAAUAAGAUGCAAGCAUUGUAAAUGGCAGACUGGCGGACAUUUUGUGAUGUGUACAGUUUGUCCAAAAAAAAAAACUUCUUCCACUCGUUAAAAGUUUGUAAUUAUGAUUCUUAAGUCAUGAAAAUGAUGCUGUUGGUUUUUACUUUUUUGUUUUAUAUUUGUUUUUUGUUUGUUUGUUUUUUUAAUAAAAAGCACUACAUU